UAACUUUGUUAAAAAUAAAAGAGAAACAAAAACCAGAGGGAAGUUGGAACCAAGCUUCCAUUAAGGCGAGUCUGUGAUGCAAAAAAAUUCUUCAAUAGAAACAUCUGAUCGAUCUGAAGUUCAGAUUCUGAACUCUCUCCAGCUCACUGUCAAAGCGUACGACGUCUCCCUUCAAAGAAGACAAAUCAUUGUCACAUAACGAAAACCAUCUUUAAUGUCCCGGUCGAGCUUGGCAAAGAAGCUUCACCUCGCUAAGAAGGCCUGGAAGAGCUUCACCCUCACGUUCCAAUCCAAACUUCACAAGCUCAAGACCUCCAAAGUCAUCACAACCACCACUCGUCGCCUCCGAGUCCUGCGCACCUUUCGCUUCCUUUUUCCCUUCAAACGCCAUCCUCUCCCUAGACCUUCCUACUACAGCCAACAUUACCAUUACAGCCACCACCACCACCACCAUCACCACAGCCAGUCCCAUAAGAUGAAAUUUGCUGCUAUACACAUAGACGAGCUCUUUGAGGGGACUGCUGCCUCGGUGAACAGAAGCACCCUGCACGCGCGCGCAGAAACAAGUAAAGGUAAACAAGUGAUUGACGAAGGGAGUUUGCCCAAAAGGAGCAAGAGCGUAUACAGUGUUGAGGACGCAUGGGAAGCGGUCAUUGCUUCGUCGCCACAACUGCGAAAUGUGGAUGAAAGGGCGGAGGAGUUCAUCUCCAAGUUUCGCGAAGAUAUGAAGCUCCAGAAGGAAAGAUCUUUCCAGGAGAUGUUGGAGCGCAGUGCCUAAAUUUGGUUUUUUCUUUUUACUUUAAAAAAAUGGGGUUUUUUUUUCCGAACAUUCGUAUUUUCUUCAAUCUAUUUUUCAAAUACGAAGUAUGAAAGCUAUGCAAGAUGCUUGUUGCUUUGAGAUUUUGUUCUUUUUUUUUUCCGAGGGGUGCAGUCAACGCUUUGAUUUUACAAUGGGUUUGAAAAUGUAUAGGAACUUACAGGUUGUGGGCUUCUUCUGUGUUCUUAUCAAAGUGGCUCCCCCUUUUUUUUUUUCCGUUGAUUUGGUAUUAUAUAGUGAGAGAGUGUUCUUUGUCUAGUUGUGUGAAACAAAUGAAAAGUUGUUAACGAUGUAGAGCAA
Carya illinoinensis is the source of this 1117-nucleotide messenger RNA. RefSeq lists its product as uncharacterized. Lineage: Eukaryota; Viridiplantae; Streptophyta; Magnoliopsida; Fagales; Juglandaceae. Bases 215 to 778 code for a protein of 187 amino acids. The record is from RefSeq and is a predicted model, not a curated record. The transcript has a single exon.